AUGUCUUUUGAAAUAGAUUGGUCCAAAAUACAAAAUCAAAAAAAUAUAAAUGAAACAAUAAAGUCAUUUUUUAAUACCCAUUUAUCUAAUAUAGAAUUACCCAGCUACAUUAAGAAUUUACGAAUCACUAAUUUUGAGAUCGGAUCAAUACCACCUUCUUUGGUUUUGAAACAAAUAAGUGAUCCUUUACCUCAUUUUUAUUAUCCAGAGGAUCCAAAUCAUAAAGAAGAACAAGGAGAUACUGCAAAAGAAAAAACAGAUCUUAAUGGAAAAGAUCCCCAGUCAAAUAAGGACGAUAUCAAUUCUUCUGCUUACCGCCAUGAAAACGAUAACCAACAAGGUUUUUUUGAAAAGAAUGAAAUGGAUAUACAAUUUUUAUUAGAUGUAGAAUAUAAAGGCGAUUUAUUAAUAGAAAUAAGCGCGGAAGUGGUAUUGAAUUAUCCAACUCAAGACUUUUUAUCGUUGCCAUUAAAAUUGAGCGUUUCAAAUAUAGGCAUUCAUUCAUUAUGUUUAGUUGCAUAUUUAAAAUCAAAGGGACAACUUUUUUUUUCAUGUUUAUGUGAUGUGAGCGAUGAUGAACUGGAUAACAAUGCUAUUAAGAACUCAGAUGAGCUUACAUAUAAUUAUCAGCCUUCUAUGGAGAGAAUACAAUUUAUACGUAGAAUGGAUAUAUCUAGUGUGAUAGGAGGUGGGGAUGAUGAUAGUAACAAUGGGACUACUAACGUUAUGGAUAGAAAUUCCAAAUCGGUGCCAUAUGCAUCGUUACUAAAUUCUUCAAUUCCACCGAGUAGUAAUCGCAAUAAUAUAAAUAUUUCUAAUAAAACAUCUAGUGCUGAUACAAAUAAUACCAACAAGAACAGAAAUAGUGGUAACAGUGGCAAUGAUUUGCAGAAUACUUAUAACACUGGGAUCCGUAACGUAAAUGAGGUAGAAAAUUUCAUUUUAGAAAGCUUAAGGAAUAUAAUACGCAAAGAAAUAUGCUGGCCCGGUUGGAUAGAUUUUGAGUUUGAAUAA
Saccharomycodes ludwigii is the source of this 1014-nucleotide messenger RNA. RefSeq names its product ERMES complex subunit MDM12 (gene MDM12). Gene Ontology annotation, biological process: mitochondrion organization; phospholipid transport. The coding region runs from base 1 to 1014 and encodes 337 amino acids. The record is from RefSeq and is a predicted model, not a curated record. The transcript has a single exon. Gene Ontology annotation, cellular component: ERMES complex. Gene Ontology annotation, molecular function: lipid binding. NCBI's taxonomy places the organism in Eukaryota, Fungi, Ascomycota, Saccharomycetes, Saccharomycodales, Saccharomycodaceae.